UUUGACAUCCAUAGCAUACGAUGUCAUCAAUGUUUGUGCCGUUUGUAGGCUUGUUUUGGUCACUUAAUUGCUCCUGAUGGCGGAAAUGAAAACAAUAAAUAUUGUUUUUGCAACUUCGAUUGAGUGCCAAUAGACACAGCGUUUUUUCAUCAUGAUACGACGUUUUUUGCUAACUAACGUAUAACAAGAUAGCUGGUUAAUUUGUCAUUGAGGAACUUAUUCCUUAUUAUUUUUGAGAAUGUACAUACAAUAAAUACAUUUUUUAACUACACAAAAUGUUCGGCUCGAGACGACCAUUUAGUCACUUAUUGAUGAAAAGCUCGAUUGCGGCAUUAGGAGUUUUAUUUUUUACUCAAUAUGUCAUAUACUAUCUUGUCCUGAUACAGUGUGCCUGGCCAGUAUUGGACGAACGGAAAGUUGAUCCUAAAAUACCUCCUUCAACAGUUGACGAAAAACCUAUUAAUGUGAUGUUUUUAGCUGACACUCACCUGCUGGGUUCAAGGAAAGGCCAUUGGUUUGAUAAAUUAAAAAGAGAAUGGCAGAUGUACAGGGCAUUUCAAACGGCAAUGGCACUCCAUAGGCCAGAUGUGAUAUUUGUAUUAGGCGAUCUUUUUGAUGAAGGGCAAUGGUGCAGCUUGGAAGAAUUUCAGGUGUAUGUCGCAAGAUUUCAAGCUACGUUUGCCGUUCCGGAAAACGCGCAUCUCUAUGCAGUGGCUGGAAAUCACGACGUAGGAUUUCAUUAUGUUAUUACUCCUUAUUUAAACCAAAGAUUUGUGAAUGCUAUGAAUACAUCAAGCGUCAAAAGAGUCAGUAUUAGAGGAAAUCACUUUGUUUUACUCAACAGUAUGGCUUUGGAAGGAGAUGGAUGUUUUUUGUGUAGACCUACAGAAGUAGCUAUCAAUAAAAUAAGCAAAUCUCUAAAAUGCGCCAAAGGCGUUGGUAAUAACUGCGAAAAUACUAAUAUUAUUAAAAGAUACAGUAGACCCAUUCUAGUGCAACAUUACCCGCUAUAUCGUGAAUCUGAUGAGAUUUGUAACGAGGUCGAUGAAGCCCCAGCAGAUAUAAAAAGUAUCAAGUUCCGAGAAAGAUGGGAUUGCUUGUCAAAAGAAGCAACAGAUCAAUUACUAGAUAUAUUAAAUCCAAGACUCGUAGUUGGUGGCCAUACACAUCAUGGAUGUAGAAAAAUUCACAGGCAAGAUAUUUUGGAAAUGACAAUUCCGUCGUUCAGUUGGCGAAAUAAAAACAAUCCAUCGUUCUUGUUGGGCGUAUUCACACCAAAUAAUUACGCUUUAUCAAAGUGUUAUAUGCCUGUUGAAUCAACAGUUGAUAACAUUUGUAUAAUUGGUUUAAUUGGUAUAAUUAUUUACCUAGUAAUCAAAUUUUGGAAAAAUAGACGUUACAAUAAUAAAAUCCUUUAAGUAUUUUACGUUUGAACGUUGUAAAUAUUACCUGCUACGCUUUGAAUUAUAUCACUUUACAGUUUUAUAUUACAUUUUAAUUGUUUUUAUUUACCUACAAAAGUGAACAGAAGUAAUGUUUUUGAAUCCAAAACUGGAUUUGCAUAGUACACAACUAAUUUUUUUUCAUAAUGAAUCGUGUUGUAAGUUAUAUUUUUUGUCAUUGAAACUUGUA
Messenger RNA from Copidosoma floridanum, 1632 nucleotides. RefSeq names its product Per1-like protein PGAP5 (gene PGAP5). Gene Ontology annotation, molecular function: hydrolase activity. Gene Ontology annotation, biological process: GPI anchor biosynthetic process. Lineage: Eukaryota; Metazoa; Arthropoda; Insecta; Hymenoptera; Encyrtidae. The record is from RefSeq and is a predicted model, not a curated record.